AUGUCCACCCCGACGCUCGGAAUCUUCCUCCCCCUCACAGCCAAGCCCGACCAAGCCGCCGCGCUCGGCCAGUUCCUCCUCGCCGGCUACGACAUCCUCGCGCCCGGCGUCGAGCCCGACACGCUCCAGUGGUUCGCCGUCAAGUACGCGUCCGGCGCGGAGCCCGUGUACGCCAUCUUCGACACCUUCGCCGCCGAGCCCGGCCGCCAGGCGCACUUCGCCGGGCCCGUCGCCGCCGCGCUCCAGGCGAACGCGGACGCGCUCCUCGCCAAGGCGCCCGACUUCGCGCACGCGCCGUGCGACGUCCUCGCGAGCCUCGUGCGCGCCGCGCCGGCCCCGGGGGCGGUCGCGAAGGGGCUCCAGAGCGGGCUCAGGGUGCUCGUCAGGGCGAAGCCGGAGAAGGUGGACGCGGUGCGCGAGUUCUUGAAGGGCGCGCUCCCGCUGGUCGAGGCCGAGCCGCUCACGGCGGCGUGGUACGCGAUCGAGUUCCCGGGCACGGGCGCGUUCGGGAUUGUCGACUUCUUCCCGUCCCAGGAGGGCCUCGACGCGCAUCUCAAGGGCGAGGUCGCCAAGGCGCUCUUCGCCAACGCCGACGCGCUCCUCACUCAGGCUCCCGACGUGAUGACGCUCGAGGUCGUCGCGGCGCUGGUCUAA
Molecule: messenger RNA, 654 nt
Organism: Epithele typhae
Lineage: Eukaryota; Fungi; Basidiomycota; Agaricomycetes; Polyporales; Epitheliaceae
Exons: 3
Coding region: 1-654 (217 amino acids)
Source: RefSeq, a predicted model, not a curated record